Jaculus jaculus (lesser Egyptian jerboa) is the source of this 970-nucleotide messenger RNA. RefSeq names its product retrotransposon Gag like 4 (gene Rtl4). The record is from RefSeq and is a predicted model, not a curated record. NCBI's taxonomy places the organism in Eukaryota, Metazoa, Chordata, Mammalia, Rodentia, Dipodidae. Bases 1 to 933 code for a protein of 310 amino acids. The transcript has a single exon.
AUGGAGAAGUGCACAGAAUCACCACCUACUGUACAGGUAGAGGGUUCCUUUCUAGGUGGAGACAAUCUGACCUUGCAGCCACAAAUGCAGGAUCUUACUAAGGAUAACACUGCUUUGAGAAGGCAAGGCAUGCCUGUCCUGAACACUCCUAUGAUGCCUGUGUCCUAUGUACUUGAGCAUCUCCCCAGGCUACAUGGUGACCCUUCUAGUCUCUCAGGUUUUCUUGCUCAGGUGACUACUUACAUGACAGCUCUCAAGAUCUCAAAUCCUGCAGAUGAUGCUCAGGUCAAGCACUUUUUUGAAUACCUUUCUCAGCAGAUGCAAAAGCAUGGGGUCAUAUCUGAAUCCAAUCAGAAUAUUCUACUGGAGCAAUGUGAGAACUUUGUUCUUGAAUUCCAGCAGUCAUUUGGUGAGCCCAUGCAACAAGAAAUAAACCCUCUGAUGAAUGUUAAGGUCAACAAAGGAGACAAGAUCUCUCAUCAGGAUGCUAAGCCUUCCCAGAUCCUUGCUCAAAAUCUGAGCUAUAAUGAAACUAAUCAGAAUGAUUCAUUGCAAGAGGGACUGAAUGACCCAAUCCAGGAUGAAGAGAUCACAGAUAUAAUGGGCAACCUACCAGAUUUAAUCACUCAGUGCAUUCAACUGGACAAGAAACUGAGUAACAGGCCAGAACUCCUACAAUCAGAAACCCAUGUCCCAACAUUUGCUUCCUUGAUUCACCACCAAUCCAUCAUUCCUGUACCUGCUGCUCCACCAUCCAAGGAAGAAUCCACACAAGUUCGAGGAGCUCAGCUGCCUCUAACCCCAGCCAAAAGGGUCCGUCAGCAAGAAACUCAGUUAUGUCUCUACUGUAGCCAGGCUGAUCACUUCACAAGAGAUUGCCUUGCCAAACGUUCUCGAACACCAUCAAAGACAAAAUACACAACUCACCAGUAAGAAGAGUUCAGAAAGCCAUUUUGUAAACUCAUGUUCC